AUGCACAAGAAAAUAGUGUUCACUUUUCUAGUGCUUCAGUGUACGCUCUGUCUAACCAUCCGAGUGCCCGUGGACUGGAAUGAUGAUAGUGAAGUGAAAGAUGGUCAGUUUACAAAGGACCAAAUACAAACGCCGCAACCUCCGAUAUAUAAUGAAUACUUCCAAUACACUGCGAACAAACCACAAUUCGCGAUUGAUAUCGCCGAGGCACAUGGUGUGCAGUCGCCGGAAAAACAUUACGAAUCGUAUCCAAUUAGACCUAACACAGGCUUGACAAGACCGGUAUUAGGACAACACCAAAUUUUAAAUUCAGAAAGAAAUACAUAUGAAUCUUACCAACCAUUCCUUCAAAAUUCUGGGCACUUGUAUUAUGCGACCCCAGUAUCUACAUCAUUUGAAGUAUAUCAUCCGUAUAAAGAUGAACAACCGGCUCUGAAGGAAAUAUAUAAAGAUCCCGUUUUGGAUAAAAUAAGAAAUGACCUACGUAAUAGCAAAAACAGAUUGCAAAAGUAUGAAAAUGAAGCUGGAGAAACGGAUAUAAGUAAAGAUGAAUAUUUAGAGACACCUAAGCAGAUUGAACGUAAAAAAAAUCCGCAAAAAAAUAUACCAACCCAGUUUGAAAUACAUAGGCCCCAGCGUCGACCCAUAUAUUACCGGUUGCCAGUAAGACAAAAUCAUAGGGAACAAUUAUUGAAUCAUAAAUUGAGACAUCCUUGGAAUCAAAAUAUUAAAGUCACGCCACACCAUUAUCGCCCUGUUAAAAAUCAUCUGUAUGGAUUGAGGCAGCAACAUGCUUUGAAGUACGAUGAUGAACAUAAUGAAUAUCCUCAAUUUACCGUUCCCGAAAGUUAUAAUGAACAACCAGAUGGUUACGAUAUAUAUGAAAAAAAUAAAGCAAAAUAUGUGCAGCUAAGAAAUAAUCUUGAUGAGUCUAUCAAUACGGUAGUCCAGCAACAUAGACCUAACACUCAAAAUAAAUUAGAGUUACAAACUGGAUAUUCCAAUGAUGAUUCUAAUAAUAGUGAUGAAGAACAAUUUGUACCUAUUAAGAACUAUGCACAGGUAAGAAAAACUGAAACAACCAAAUAUCUUCCAAGAAAAGCUGCACUUCAUGACGCUGAAAGUAUUGAAGAAAUUCAGAAUGCACCACGCCUUCGAGAAGCUAUUAAAAGUACAAAAGCACAAAUAGUUUACUCAGAAGAGGGUUAUGAAGAUGCUGCAUAUGACCACGCUGGUGAACAAAAACAUGCCUCUGAUCACGAAAGACAUGGUGGUUAUCUCAAAGAAAAUGAAAUAAGUGGUGGUAAAUAUAAAAUACCAUCUGUAAGUGCCAAUUACGAAGACAACAAAGGCUCUGUAUACAGAGAUCAACUAUUACAUGACGAAAAAUGGAAAGAUAUUAAAAAAGAAAAUGAUGAUGAAAAUGAAUCGAAUGACUACUCUGAAGAUGAAGAAGAAGAUGAUCUUAGUAGUGUUAUUAUAGACGACUUGAAUAUUGAAAACGAAAGUGAUCGAAAUAAACGAAAUAGCGACAUCUUAGGAACAGCAAGUUCUUCUGAAAGUCUUUUGAAAAAUGAUAACAAAGAAUACUCCGAUAACUCAUCUAAAAAUACUACGCAACAUGAGGUAAUAAAAAGAGAAACGUCUUUUAAAAUUCCAGAAUUUGAUUUCAAUUCAACAUUACCAUCAGACGCUGAAAUACUGAAACUUUCGAAAACCAAGGUGAUCUCUCAAAAACUGAAAAUAGAAGAUAAAACAAAAAAUAAAAAGUAUCCCUACUAUUUAAAAAAUAAUAAAACAUUAAACAAAAAUUCACCACUUCGUUAUGCUGAAAAUAUUAAUUUAAUUCCUAAGAAAUCAAAUGGCGGUACUGAAUUCUACGACUCACGUUCGGAGCAUGAAUGUUCUGAAGUUGAAGAUAAUGUAGAUGUUGUACCUGAGAAACUAAAUAAAGAUGGGAACCCGGAUGAUAACUCCGAUGGUGAAGCAAAUAAGAAUAAAUUUGAUAAUCUAAAGGACAAACAGCGACUAAAAGGACUUGGCGAUAAAAUUGAUUGUUUUAAGGUUAAGUACUUUGGUGAAAACCCACUAGACAGUCCAUUUUUUAAUGAAGAAAUAAUUGAAAAUCCAGAGCCGAUAACAAAACCCAAUCUUAAAGUCUUUGAAACAAAAAAGGUUGAAGAUAUGUCAAAUAAUAAAUUAUUUUAUUAUGAUGCUGAUAUAUUUUCCAUCUUAGAAAAUAUACAGAACAAAAGUAACAAUUUAACGCAUCCUAAUAACGCCUUACAGGUAAAUAAUAGGUUAUUAGAAAACAUACAGAAUUCAAAUUUAUUAAAUGGAUCAUCCGAUUUAUCAAAUAUAACGUAUAAUCAUUUUCAAAAUAAGGAGGAUGUUACAAAACCUCCUCUAUCUAUUAGAAAAAAGAGAGCCACGCCUUUUUUGUAUGAACCAUACAAAAUUAUAAGGGACAGUCAAGUGCAAGAUUCAAAGAAAACAACUACUUCAAGUAAUAUUAGUCCUUUAAUUAAACAACUACAAUCAAGCAGAGUCAUCGACAAAGUAAAAACAAAUAUAGAUAUAGAUCAAGGUAAAAAGAAUUCAAAAAUUUACAAAGAUAUUGGGAAAGGUGACAGACAAAAAUCUUCUAAUGAGCAUACCAUUGAUACUAAAAAUUCAAGUUUCGUAGAUAUAAGCUCAGGUAAACGUGGCGAGCCCCGUUACGAAUUGCGACCAAUAAAUCAUAAAACCACUUACUCACCAGUGGAAAACAAAAGAGCCUUAUCAGUCGAAGAUUAUAAAACACAAAUGAGUAAUGAUGGCACAGAAAUUAAUACAAAAAAUAUACACUCUACUGCACAAGCUCAACCAAAACAAUCUAUAUCAUCGAAAAUGACCUCCAGGCCUUACUUUGAUGUAUCUAAGUAUUUACCGGAACUUGUAGAAGCACAAAAUAUUGCUGCGUCAAAUACUAUACGAAAAGUCAUUCGUACAACGACCCCAGAAGUAACAACAGACCAAAUACAACGACAAAAAUAUGAAACUGAUAAUGAUGAUAAUGAGGAAUACGAUGAGUAUGAAGAUGAUGACGAAGAUAAUGAAGAAGACAUUAAUACCACAACAACGACAACAACGACAACGACUACGAGAAAACCUACAACAAGAAAAAGAACAAGAGGUACAACAACCCUUAAACCAAUUCCAAUUGAAAAAGAAACCGAAACGCCAAAGUUACGCUUAACUACUAGAUUCCGCAACUAUCCAUCUACGAUGAAAUCUACUACACAUCAUGAAGUAGUAAAAGGGCCUAUUCAAAAAAUAUCCAAUACAGAAAGUGAUUCUCCCAAAUAUACAGAAAAGAAGAGAAAAUCAACCAAGAGUACCUUGAUAACCGAUACAAAGACGUACGGAGAAGAUGACGAUGAUAUGACAAGAAAAGAAGUAGAUGCCUUAUUACGUGUAAAACAAGAUAUGGAUGAGUAUAUGCCACAUUACGAAAAAGCUAAUAACAAAAAAGAUGAUAACUCUGAUAAUAUUGCUCAUAACGUUUCUGACAUAAAUGAGAGCGAAGAUCAUGAAGGAAACGACGAAGACGAUGAAGAUGAUGAAGAAGACGAUGAAGACGAUGAAGACGAUGAAGACGAUGAAGAUGACGAAGAAGAAGAUGACAACGAACAUGAGGAUAAGUCCAAUCAUCAAAUUAAGAACAGUAAUUUAGAAUUCACAACUUCAGAACCCACAAAAAGGACCCUAGUUAGAACAACAGUAGCUCCAGCCACAACAACUGAAUCAAGAAGCGCCAGAAUAGAAUUAAAACCUACAGUAUUAAAAAAGAAAUUUGAAAUACAUGAAGAAUUACCGAUCAACAGAUCAUCUCCACAUAUUACUCAAUUCAAGCAGGAUAUUAAGGAAAUCGAAAUUGUUAAAGAAAUGCCACCAAAGCUUAGAAAAAAGAAUCAUAAAAAUUUAGAAGCUUUAGAUUUGUUUCGAGAUGAAAAUUUAGCUGAAGAAAUAAACAAAUUAGGAGAUGUAGAAGUUUUUAAAGAAAAUUUGAAUUUGAAAUCAGGACCAAAACACGGUGGAAAUUACCGAAGUCUUACAUCAGAAGAUGUACGAAAAGAAAUGGUUGCAACAAAGAUACGUGAUAGUACAAAUAAGGAUGACGUUGAGACUUCUCCGACACAACCUAGAAAACGCAUAAAAUUAGAUGAUGAUCACCGUUUAAUAUCUCACAUAAAUUUUGGUACAAGAGGUCCGCAAUCAUCUGCUCCUGACGAUGCUAAAAAUGCAAAAAUUACUGAAGAAUUAAGUGAUACUGUAGACACAGGCUUAAAUAACAUGCAUGGUGGCAAUUUAAAAUUAUUAAAAAGCAAAGGUACAAGACACGGUGAUAAAAGUGCAAAAUUAAUUGAGCUUGAUACUGAUGACGAAGUUGAAACAUCGAGGAUGCAUGGAGGUAAUUAUAAAUCCUAUGGAAACAGAAACACUGGUCGUCAAAUGCAUGGAGGCAACUACAAAAGUGCAAAAAUCAUUCAACCCGAAGACACCAAUGAUAAACCAAGAUCUAGAAGCAAAAUCAGAGACGCGAGAACUAAUGCAGCAGCUCUAUUAAAUGACUACGCGCGCGCCGUACCUAUUCUCACUACAACCCCUGCUUUCAUUUUAGAUCCUAGUAAGCGUAUGUACUAUUAUGUAGAUUCCUAAAAUUUAUAAGGUUUUCUUAAAAUGUACUCAUUAUUGUUUAUAAAUAGGACAUUGAAAAGUAGAAAGUGCCACAAAAUUAACUUUGAAUCACUUUCGUGACAAAAAUUGUGAAAGUGUUUUAUAUUACUUUUUAAGAUGUUAGACGUGACAACGUUAAAUAAGUAAUAACAUGACGUGUAUUAUAAAAGUAUUAAUUUUAA
Molecule: messenger RNA, 4901 nt
Organism: Nymphalis io (European peacock)
Lineage: Eukaryota; Metazoa; Arthropoda; Insecta; Lepidoptera; Nymphalidae
Product: MATH and LRR domain-containing protein PFE0570w-like
Exons: 2
Coding region: 1-4701 (1566 amino acids)
Source: RefSeq, a predicted model, not a curated record